AUCAGUCAGUCGAAGUAGGUCGGCCGGGGAGAGAGAUAGAGGCAGCGUCGGCGGCCAUUUUGUGACUCUAGAGGCGCCUGUUUUGCCUUUCCCCGGAGCGCCUCGUAGGCGCAUAGCAGCAGAGGCCGAAGCCAAGGGCGUGUUGGGCUUUACCUGAGGGAGGAAGGGAAGCGAGGGGAGUGGGCGAGAGGGGGGCCUGAGGACCCGGAUGUAAGUAGGCCGCAGGGAGACCCAGAAGGAGGAGGCGAGGAAAUCAGGGAAGCAUAGGGUUUUGGGAGGGGGGCGGUCCUUAAAGCUGGCCCUGGAGGCCGCCACGCUAUUAGGGAAGGAGCAAGAAGGGCCUAACCAGGGAGAGCAGCAUUUAAAAUAGUGGCUGGCUGUUGAACACCACCUUCAAGCCUAGAAGCCACUCAAGGUUUGGAAGGGAGUCUAAGGGAAGGAAGGAAGGCCACACAUUGGCUCAGGCCCGAGACGUCAUUUUAAGGGGGUGACUGCGCUGCCACUUUGGAGUGAGAUGUGCCUCUAGCCUGGCUAACUUCCUUUGUUUGGCCUCUCCACUCGCGGAAGAAGAAGAAGAAAGACCGACUCGGAAGCCCCUUCGCCGUCUGGGAUUCGGUCCCGUUUUGCCGACACGGAGGAUGACGGCCAAUAUUGGCGACCAGCGAGCGCCCCAGGAAUGGGGAAACCAGUAUAACCUGGGCAACGGAAACAGUAGAGAGAACGGAAUGGAAGGCCCAAUGCAUGAAAACCCUGAGUGGGAGAAGGCCCGUCAAGCACUGGCUAGCAUUAGCAAAAAUAGUGCUGCUGCUGCCUCUGGCAACAGUAAACCUGCCACCAAUGGGCAGGCUAAUGCACAGUACUCAGCCCAGCAAGGGGAAUCUCUACAGCAGCAGCAACAGUACUACCAGUGGUAUCAACAGUACAGCUACCUCUACCCAUAUAAUUACUAUUAUCCUAUGAAUGUCUACCCUGGGUAUGGUUCCCCUGGACAGUAUGGUGUCCCUGGUUCUUAUUCAUCGGGAACACCGCAGCAGCCGCAACCUCCUGGACAACACCAAGGGAACAUGAACCAGCCUCCUGUUCCAGGUAUGGAAGAUGGAGGGAUGCCAUAUCCAAGCCAGCAGCAACAAAUGCAAGUUCCAAACCCUCCACAUUCCCCUAUGCAACACCCUGGCCAUCCCUCACAGCAUAACAGCCAUCCCAUGGGUUCUUCAGGUCAGCAGCAACAGCAAGGUGGGCCUCCUGGAGGGCUGCAUUCCCAACAAAACCAGUCAAAUGCCUCCUAUAACCAGCAGCAGCAUUCCUACCAGGAGGCACCAAAGCCCAAAAAGGGACAGCAGCUUUGGAACCGCAUGAAACAAGCCCCUGGGUCUGGUGGGCUGAAAUUCAAUCUGCCCAAACGCCCUUUUGUAGUAACAAAUCAGAACUUCAGCAGUUCAGAGCAGCAGCAACAACAGCAGCAUGGCAACUUUGGUUCCCAGCAGAAUCCUGAAAAACGCCACAAUCACAGUUCUUCAACAGGUAAGCCAGAAGAUUGGCCUCAAGAUAUGAAAGAGUAUGUCCAGCGCUGUUUCACAGCCUGUGAGUCAGAAGAGGACAAAGACCGCACUGAGAAGCUGCUGAAGGAAGUUCUGCAGGCCAGGUUGCAAGAUGGCACUGCCUACACAAUUGACUGGAGCAGAGAGCCACUUCCAGGCCUGGACAGGGACAACAUGGUUGAAAGCCCCAAGAAGAAACAGCAACAUUGGGAAGUGUCUUCUCUCCACUCUCCACGUUCCUCUAUGCAGUCUACACUUUCACAGCAGCAGCAGAGGACUAGUGGCAACUCUCAGCUUCAACGUGGGGGAGGUAGUGGUGGAGGUGGGACUGGUCGGAUUCGUGGCAAUGGCUUUCCCACCAAGUUUGGAAAUCGCAAUGUCUUCAUGAAGGAGAAUAGCUCAUCCUCAAGUGUUGAUUCACGUUCCAGGUCACGGUCCUCAUCACGGUCUCCCAGCCGGCACUUUCGAAGGAGCGAUUCGGAUACAGACAGUUCCUAUUCAGGCAAUGAAUGUCGCUUGGGUAACCGCAGGAAUACACAGAAGAACCGGGGCCGUGGGGGGCACCUGGAUAGAGGCCGGAUGAGAGCCCAGCGAGGAAAGAGGCAUGAUCAGGGGCCUUCCAAACGCAACCGGAAGCGUAGCACAAUGGACUAUGAAGAUCCUGAAAAGGAGUUCAAGAAAGAGCGACGAGCAGCCCGUUUCCAGCAUGGUGCCCAUUCCAAAAAGCUGCGACUGGAGCCCCUUAUCCUUCAGAUCAACAGCCUUGAUACCACUGGCUCUGAUGGGUUUGACUGGAAUGAGCUGAAGAUAGUGGGUACCUGCCAGGAAAUAACAAAACAUUAUCUGCGUCUUACUUGUGCUCCAGACCCCUCUACUGUCCGGCCUCUCUCAGUACUUAAAAAAUCCUUAGCUAUGGUGAAAUCACACUGGAAAGAGAAGCAGGAUUAUGCCUAUGCUUGUGAACAAAUGAAAUCCAUCCGGCAAGAUCUCACGGUUCAGGGAAUCCGUACAGAAUUCACUGUGGAGGUCUAUGAAACACACGCCAGGAUAGCACUGGAGAAGGGUGACCACGAGGAGUUUAACCAAUGCCAGACACAGCUGAAGUCUCUUUAUGCAGAGAACCUGCCUGGAAAUGUUGGAGAAUUCACAGCUUACCGAAUCCUCUAUUAUAUUUUCACCAAGAACUCAGGGGAUAUCACAACAGAGUUAGCGUACUUGACAAAAGAGUUGAAAGCAGAUCCCUCUGUGGCACAUGCACUUGCCUUGCGCGCUGCCUGGGCCCUGUCCAAUUACCACCGGUUUUUCUGCCUGUAUCGCCAAGCGCCCUGCAUGUCCGGCUACCUCAUUGACAAGUUUGCCGAAAGGGAGAGGAAAACAGCCCUUAAAGCCAUGAUCAAAACUUUCCGCCCGGUGCUUCCUGUGUCCUACGUUGUGUCAGAGCUGGCCUUCGAGAGCGAGGAGGAGUGCCAGGCCUUCCUCGCAGCUCUGUCCCUUGUGUAUACUAGCCCUGACGCCACCAAGAUUGACUGCAAGCAGAGCUUGGCGGUCCUCGCCAAUUUCUGAAAGUGUAAAUCUCCCCCUGCCCUGCCCUGUUUUAACAUGUACAUAUAUAUAUAUAUGAGUCUUUUUGUGUGUAUAUAUGUAUAUAAAACCAAAUUCAGUUAGACGCCAUGGGCAUUUUGGAGCCUAGCUCUAGCAUCUCUCCUGCUGUCCACACCGCACACGGAUAGAAGAGGGUAAGAUCCAUGGACAUCGGAUGGCAUCUAGGACUGCGAGAGAUGGAGAAGAGCAGAGUUUGGUUUAACUGUUGUAUUUUUUAUUUUAUUUUUUUGCCAGCAGUAGGGUAGGGAGGUGUGGGGGAAUUCUUUGCACUUGAAGUUUAAGAUCAUCUGUGGUGGCGUUUUUCUUCUCCUCGUGUCAAGAUGCAUGAGAGAACAUAGCUACACACACGCAUACCCUCGUCAUCUGUUGGUCAGAAAUUGCUGAGAUGAAGGGUUGGGCAAAGGAAAAGGGAUCUGUAAGACAAAUUCUUGAGCCGUACGGAUUUAAUAGCUCUUUGUGUUACCAUCCUUUCCAUCCCCAUGAGAGUGUUCAGGGAGCUAGAAUGUUUACUCUGUAAGACACAGGGGAAUCCUUUCAUCUAAUUUCUCUCUAAAACCACAUCAGUAUCCUUGCAGAGCCAUAUUUACAUCAAGAUUCCACCUGGCAAACCUCUCAGAAAGCAGCGGUACUUGAGAGCAAAUGGUUCCUUUGUGUAAAUAUGUGGAAUAUGAUUUUGUACAGAAGCACCAAGUUGUAAAUAAUACUAGAAAAACUGUUGUUUUCUAAAGGGAAAAAAAACCUUUUCUACUUUUAUAAUGAUGAGUUUAACAGAUGGUUUUCUCUGAAGACGAAAAAUCCAGGUUGUGUUUGUACGCAUUUUGUGUUCUCCAUUGUGCUUCUCAGAAACUAACACUGUCUCAGUUUUUUCCUCUUCCGAGCUAUGGCCUGGUUCCGAAAAACCAUGAGAGAGAUGCCACCUCUCCAGUCAAAAAAAAAAACCAGCCUGAGGAGGAAGAGCAAAGCAAAAUCUGCCUUCAUGCCUUUCCUACCAGUUCAAAGACUUUUUCCUAUGCAGCAGAGAAUGUAAAAGACUUUUCAAUGCAACCCCAUGUGGAUGUGGCAACGUGCAGUGAAGAGAAGCACAUCAAGGCAAUAAGCUACAGCUGUUGAAUCAGAGCCGCACACAAGAUGGUCCUCGCAACCUUCUCCUUUGCUAUUGUGUUCUGGAGUUGUCAUGCUAAGUUAAAUUUAUUUAUUUUUUUCCUCCCUCUGUCCUCAGUUCUAUACAGGUAAACUCAGAAAAUGCACCACCCCAUUUUCACCUCCUUUCGUCACAUUGUUUUCAGUUUUGUUUUAAAGUUUUGGAAGAUUGUCCAGUUGUCUCCUUUUCCUUUUUCUCUUUCCUGCCCCCAUUCUUUCCCACCCUUAGUUUCUCUAGCUAAUCCCUUCCCUUCUUUCUUUCUCUCUCUCUCUCUCUCUCUCCUUUGCUCUUACUCCUUCUUUCUAUUUUUGUUUUUAAACAUGUGUAAUUUUGGGAUGUUUUGGCUUGGGCUGGAUUUUUCAAAGUUUCCUUUUUCCUUUUCAGAAACCUCUGAAUUUUUUCCCCAUUUGAUUAAAUUAAAAAAAAAAAUCAGUGACAUCUUCUCUGGUGUGAUGCUUUUGAAGGUUUAGCUGUUUUUAGCAUUAUGGUUAUAACAGUUCAGAUUCUCCAGAUAAAAGGAAAACGAAAAAGGGAGUUCAAGAUACAUUUGUAGUUGCAGGACUGUGUAGUCCAAGUAAUUAUAACAUUGCUACAGGUGAUCUGAGCAAUACAUACCUCAAUAAGAAGGUCUAAAUCAGGGGUUUCCAACCUUUUUGACUUACAGUGCCUUUUUAGAAUCAAUUUCUAUGGUGGAGCCCCAAAAAGCCCUACUCUAUGUCUUGGAAGUUAAUGGCGUUUAGGAGUAGUGUUAUUUGGUGGAGGUAGGGUUAGGUGUAAGUGAACAUGGAGCGAUAAGGGCUCCUCGGAGCACAGGUUGGGAACCACUGGUCUAAAAUAAUUCAGUCACUGAUUUUAUUGCUUUUUAAGUGAGCUAAGCAGGAUUUUGCACUGAAGGAGGAGGAGCCACCUUGGUGUUUCACAGGAAAUAGAACUUGGUUUCUUCCUCAGGUCAAGAACUAGUACUCUGAUUGUGCAGUUAAAAUAAAAUCGGGAGUGUUUUAUCUAGCGCCUUAAACCUAGCCUCUCUGUUUGUUAUGCCCUCAUU
Molecule: messenger RNA, 5326 nt
Organism: Sceloporus undulatus (fence lizard)
Lineage: Eukaryota; Metazoa; Chordata; Lepidosauria; Squamata; Phrynosomatidae
Gene: LENG8
Product: leukocyte receptor cluster member 8
Exons: 15
Coding region: 639-3101 (820 amino acids)
Cellular component (GO): nucleus
Source: RefSeq, a predicted model, not a curated record